Procambarus clarkii (red swamp crayfish) is the source of this 2653-nucleotide messenger RNA. The record is from RefSeq and is a predicted model, not a curated record. NCBI's taxonomy places the organism in Eukaryota, Metazoa, Arthropoda, Malacostraca, Decapoda, Cambaridae.
GCGCUAACUUCCAUCUUCCUUCCUCGGCAGGUCACAGGCGCCGUUUUCUGUAGAGUAUGAAGGUGCCACCGCUGAACUUGACUCCAGAUAUAAACCGUGUGGGAAUGGCGCUACCGUUCAGUCCCGACCUGCUGUGGCGGUAUCCACUGUCGCUGCCUCACUCCACGUCGCCCUCCUCCCCGAUGCUCGACGUCAAGAAUCAGAUGCCCACACACCUCGCUGCAGAUCCACGGAUGUGGUCCCGUGAUGAUGUGACAGCAUUUCUUCGCUGGUUUGAGAGAGAGUUUGAACUGCCAACCAUUGAUCUAUCCAAAUUUUGCAUGAAUGGAAAGGCAUUAUGCAUGCUGACAAAAUCAGAUCUGGCAGAUCGUGCUCCAGGGGCUGGGGACAUACUGCACAACACACUUCAGUUUCUCCUACGUGAUGCCCCACAGGUGCCUCAGUCCCCUCUCACGCCUCACCAUCCACUGCUUUCACCAUCACCUCUCACCACUUCACCUGGACAGCCAUGGUCCAUAAUGAACCAUGAUAUCCAUAACUUCAGCCACUUGUUGCACCAGGGUGGUUCUGUCACUUUAAGUCCUGCAUCAUCAGAGCAGAGUGGAGGAUCUCCUCGCCAUCCUGACACAGCCUCUUCUACCUCCUCUACCUCCACAGCAGCCUACCACCAUUCCUCUGCUGCCUCCACAGGUUCUGCUCAUUCUGGCAGUCAAUCAGAUUCAGAGGAUUCAACACGAGAUUCUUCAUCGCCUCAGCGAUCACCCCUGCCACCAAAUAAUGUAACUGCUGUGUCAUUCCCUGCUCAUGCCUUGGCUUCCCUUAAACACCUUACUGACUGUCAACGUGCUGCUGCCGCUGCUGCAGCUACAGCUGCUGCAUCCCAAAAUAUUAACUCACACCAGGAUAGUCUGCAACAGCAUCAACACACACAUCAGCUUCAACACCAACAUCAACACCAACACCAGUCACAGCCACCAUCACUACAAUCUCAGGGCCUUUUAGGACCAAAUGAAGAGCCAAUAGAGACUGGAACCAAUGGUCGCCUUUUGUGGGAUUUCUUACAGCAGUUGUUGAAUGACCCGCAACAGCGAUACUCUCGCUAUAUUGCAUGGAAGAUUCGCGACACUGGGGUAUUCAAAAUUGUUGAUCCACCAGGAUUGGCGCGACUCUGGGGAAUACAGAAAAACCACCUGAGCAUGAACUAUGACAAAAUGUCUCGUGCUCUACGUUAUUACUACCGUGUAAAUAUUCUCCGUAAGGUGCAGGGCGAAAGACAUUGUUACCAGUUCCUUCGCAACCCCUCAGAAUUGAAAAGUAUCAAGAAUAUCAGUAUGUUGCGUACAACACCUCUGCAGUCUCCACGCUCCAAGGAUGCUCCUACUGUUGUGCAGCCUGCACCAAUGGAAGAGGAGGAGGGCCCCACAGAUCUCUCAAUGUCAUCAAUUCAUCAUCAGUACCAUGCCACUCCACCUGCUCCCAUGGAAACCCAACCCCAGAAUUUAACUUUAGAGCCUCACAACCUCUCUAUAGUAAUAAAGAGUGAAGAGUAUCUGGAACAUAGCUAUGAAUAACUGCCCAACUACAAGAUAAUUGGUCUUGUGUGACCAGCCCAACCUGACCUAACUUGAUGCUGUCAUGACGGGUUGCCCCUGCCAUAAAGCGCAGGGUCAGGUCUGCUGCCCUCGGCCCGUGCACCCCACUUUCUGUUGCUACUGUGAAAGUAGUUUCACUGGUGGUGGUGGUGGUACUGGGCUGUAGUGGCUGUGAGGGUGAUGCAAAUGCAUCACUCAGGGCAUUGGUGGAGCUUGGUCAUUUUAUGGCACACUGUAGUGCUGUGAGACCACUCAGGGUGGCUGCCCUAUUCAAGAAAAGGGUUGAUGGCUACCGGCUCCGUGCCUUGCUCAGGCGGGUAGAUUGGUGAGAGCUCCAAGUGGCACUAUCCCUAUCUACUCGCUGCCUACACUGUGGCUUGCUGUGAUAACAGAUGUACACUCCCUCUUUUAAAUCCUAAACUCCAGGCUAGAACUCAGUCUAACUGCCAUUCAACUCCCCACAUGUACAAAGGCAUCUAAGCUGUAAGAUUUUGUCCAGUAGUGUUUAUAUCAUUAACACACUGGCAUCUUCUCUUUGGUGUGUGCCGGGCACGAGGAUGGAGCAUGAUCUCGGCUCUCUUGGGGCUGGAACUUCUCGACUGUACAGUACCUGGCGUGCAUGGUGUACAUGGUAUGUAUGUAGUAUCACCUUCUCUCAUUGCUCUUGUGAUAUACCACCAUUCCAAACUCAAUAUAGGCUUGAUAUUUCAAGCAAGUAUGCAUGUCAUUAGAUUGGCUGGGACUUUCACUCUUAUUCUCCCAGAGAAUAGGUGUGAAGGUCUUUGGCUACUAUUGAGAAGAAAAAAUUGCCAGAUAUAACUAUAAGUGCGCCCGUCCCGUGCCGACCACUUUCCUGGAGAUAUGUGUAGACUUCAUGUGUUAAUGUGAUUUCCGUCUUUCAAUCAAUUGAUCACUUAUAAUUUUUACGUGUUUUUAGAAAACCAAAUUUACAAAUUGUACACCUCACAUGUUCUUUACUACACUGUAUGCAUAUAGAUAUAUAUUAUAACUGUAUAAAGUUGUAUUUAUAAAAUAAACUUGUUUUGUACAUGCAAAGUGUC